UUGGACCCCCCUCCCUCUCUCUCUUUUCUUUGUUUCACACCCCUCCCUCCUUCUCAGGGGAUGAUGUGAGCAGCAGCUGGAGAGGAUUGGACCCCCCUCCCUCUCUCUCUUUUCUUUGUUUCACACCCCUCCCUCCUUCUCAGGGGAUGAUGUGAGCAGCAGCUGGAGAGGAUUGGACCCCCCUCCCUCUCUCUCUUUUCUUUGUUUCACACCCCUCCCUCCUUCUCAGGGGAUGAUGUGAGCAGCAGCUGGAGAGGAUUGGACCCCCCUCCCUCUCUCUCUUUUCUUUGUUUCACACCCCUCCCUCCUUCUCAGGGGAUGAUGUGAGCAGCAGCUGGAGAGGAUUGGACCCCCCUCCCUCUCUCUCUUUUCUUUGUUUCACACCCCUCCCUCCUUCUCAGGGGAUGAUGUGAGCAGCAGCUGGAGAGGAUUGGACCCCCCUCCCUCUCUCUCUUUUCUUUGUUUCACACCCCUCCCUCCUUCUCAGGGGAUGAUGUGAGCAGCAGCUGGAGAGGAUUGGACCCCCCUCCCUCUCUCUCUUUUCUUUGUUUCACACCCCUCCCUCCUUCUCAGGGGAUGAUGUGAGCAGCAGCUGGAGAGGAUUGGACCCCCCUCCCUCUCUCUCUUUUCUUUGUUUCACACCCCUCCCUCCUUCUCAGGGGAUGAUGUGAGCAGCAGCUGGAGAGGAUUGGACCCCCCUCCCUCUCUCUCUUUUCUUUGUUUCACACCCCUCCCUCCUUCUCAGGGGAUGAUGUGAGCAGCAGCUGGAGAGGAUUGGACCCCCCUCCCUCUCUCUCUCUCUUUCUCUCUCUACUCUCUCUCUCUAUUUCCCUCUGUGUGGUACUCGCUGAGUGCAGGAGAGGAGGGGAUUUCAUUUGGGUCCUGAACUGUUGAGUUUUCACAGAGCGAGUCACAUUCAACAGCACAUACUCGCACAUCACACUUUCUCACUUACAGAGGCAGGAUUGUCAGCGAACGCAGUGCGGUACCCUGUGGGAUUUCUACCACUAGUGGACUGGUCUGGUCUGGACCUCCAAGCUAUUCGCAAACACUGUGCUGGGAGGAGGAACAGGGAAACACUGCUUUAACGAGAGCAGAGAGGAGAGGUCGCCAGUGGUGGACAAAGCUGCUACAUAACUAUUUGGAGAAUGGAAAACACAUAAGGAAAUCAUAAACUCGUGUACACUAUGAAGGAAAAUGCUGUGUAAAGUUUUUGGACAAUUGUUCAUGGAAUAUACCCUGGAAUAUUGAAACUGCGGAUUUCUCUUAAGGCAAUUUCAAAGGACAAAGGUAAGACACAUCAAUUGUGAUGUUUCAGAGGAUUUUAGUCCAGAGCAUCAGAUAUUUGAGCUAUUUUGGACUGUUUUGAGCGGCUGGCGUGCACUACAUUUACCAAAACAAACAUUUAUAACCUACAAACCAAACCAACUCUGUCUGUUUCCAUUAUUCAUCAGUCACAUUUGUGAUUGAUUGAACUAUGUGAGUGAACAACUCCAUACAAAUCAAUUCUGUUGAAAAACUAUGUAACGUCAAUUAGGAUUAGUUUGUGUGUGCUUGAGAGACAUGAACUACAUACUUUAGUUGUUUGGACAUUAGAUAGUUUCUUCCCAACCUUGUUGGUCUGUCUCAGACUCCAAGCCUUUGACCUCUGGUCUGGCCCACUAUAGAGGACGGUUCUAAAGCCUCAGCAUGGCCCGGAGGAUGAGGAUGCGUUGUACCAUGGCGGCCUGCCCCUUAUCCUGCCUCUUCCUCUCCUUCCUUCUGACGAGGUCCAGCAUGGCCCAGGACCUCACUGGCUCCACCACCAGUGACACGGACACCAUCCAAACCCAGACAGCUCCGAUGACCCCCACCACGGUGGAGCCCGUCACCAUGCUAGUAACCACAGAGUUCGGUGGCGUGUCGACGCCUAGCGGUGACAUCGCGGACGAUGAGGACGUCAUCCCGACCAAAGGCACCCUUUGCCAAGGUUACUACGACGUGAUGGGCCAGUGGGACCCACCUUUCAACUGCAACAUGGGCGUUUUCCUGUACUGCUGCGGCACCUGCUUCUACCGCUUCUGCUGCCAGUUCAGAGGGCAGCGCCUCGACCAGAGCAUCUGUUCAAACUAUGACACGCCCAUCUGGGCCAACACGGGCAAGCCCAUCACCAUGGUGACCGAGGAUCACAGUGACCAGGAGAGGGAUCGAACCCACAUGAUCGUCUACAUCAUCUGUGGGGUGGUGGCCAUCAUGGUGCUGAUGGGCAUCUUCACCAAGCUGGGCCUGGAGAAGAUCAGGGGAUCAGCAGGGGCACAGAACGACCCCAGCAACGCCAGGGAAUAUGACCUGCUCCAGAAGUUGAGAUGGAGAGAGAGAGAGCGAGGAGAAGAAAGGCACAAAGGAAGAGAAACAAAGAGAGGGAGGAGAUCACAAUAUGACCAGAGGACCAUAACAGAGCUUAUGAAACAACCCGGAGGAGAGGUGAGCUCAGUGGAAAGUACAAUCACCAACCCCCCUAUCAGAACCAACGGAGUCUCAGCUAGGAUGCUACGGAGCCGCAGCGAGCACUACCACCUGAACAAUUCAGCCUUCUAUCCAGGAAUGCCUCACCCCCACAGCAAUCUCAGUGGACUGGGCCUCAACAAGUACACCUCCCUCAGGGCUGUGGCAGACACUGCCUCUGGAGGCUACUAUAAGAGCUACCCUUUGAUGGACUUCUCCCAGUACCAGGCAGGCCCUUCAGCCUUCCAGCCCAUCUCCCUGCACCCCAAAGACAAGUCCUACCUACACCAAGACCACCACCAGCUCUCCUCCCAGCACAACCUCCCAACAACCCUCUCCAUCUCCCAGAGCCACCUGGAGAGGUCCUGUUUGCCCAAGACCACCAGCCACCCUCUGUUCUCCAGCUCAGCCUUCAAAGCCUGGGACACCAGUGGACGCCACGUCCAGAGGCAGACCUCCCACCCUGGGCACAUCUCGGCCCAUCGGCAUGCCUACUCCACCAGGAGACAGCACAGUGUAGAGAAUUUCCCGGAGCUGUUCAAACACCCUGUGCCGUACAGCCACCCAUCCUCCUACCACCACACCAGGCAUAAGAGCUACUCCACCAACAGCAAGACGGAGGUCACUGUCUGAGCACGGAACUCUGAGUUCCCCUGUGCAGACAGAGA
Messenger RNA from Salvelinus fontinalis (brook trout), 3152 nucleotides. RefSeq names its product protein shisa-9-like. The record is from RefSeq and is a predicted model, not a curated record. Gene Ontology annotation, cellular component: AMPA glutamate receptor complex; postsynaptic membrane; postsynaptic density. Lineage: Eukaryota; Metazoa; Chordata; Actinopteri; Salmoniformes; Salmonidae. The transcript is spliced from 5 exons. Gene Ontology annotation, biological process: regulation of short-term neuronal synaptic plasticity; regulation of AMPA receptor activity. Bases 1690 to 3117 code for a protein of 475 amino acids.